AUGGCCUUUCUUCCCCUUUCCUAUCUGGACGGGUCAAAGGGCAAGGGCGAGGAGAACGAUGCCGGUGACCAUGUGUGGCACAAAUCGCGACAGGGCGAAAGGAAGAGGAUGCGCAGCCUGCGAGCCGGCGGUGUGUGGCGUCGGCGCGUGGAGCGGGCGCGGAGGAAGAGGAAGAAGAGGAAAUGGAUGUGGCGAGGUGGAAGUUUCUACGUUGACGGCGCCGCAGGAUAG
Miscanthus lutarioriparius is the source of this 231-nucleotide messenger RNA. Lineage: Eukaryota; Viridiplantae; Streptophyta; Magnoliopsida; Poales; Poaceae. The record is from the annotation of a GenBank genome assembly.